UUUAGGUUUACUGAUGCUUAUUGGUUGGUGUUCUGCAUAUUCGUAUACCCUGUACCGAGUCAUCGAAUUAUUAUAUUUGCAGGUGUUUAUCGUUCGUAUGGUGAAAGCAUUAGUUGCUUGUGGAAUGAAAAUCAUGGCCGUCCAUUGUUAAGAGCUGUUAUGACCUUGGAACGUUUUACAAUUAUUUCUCGUGUCCUUGCAUUUGAUAAUAGACAAGCCCGAAGAUCACAAGUCCGCGGAGACAAGCUGGCACCAAUUCGUAGUUUUUAUGAAAAGUGGACUAUAAAUUUACAAGUACUUUACGUUCCCAAUGAAAAUAUUACCGUUGACGAACAACUUAUUCCGUUUCGUGAUAGAUGCCCAUUUAAAGUUUAUAUGCCCAGUAAACCAGGUAAAUAUGGAAUGAAGGCAUGGAUAGCAGCUGAUUCUGCAACUGCGUUUUGUCUACAAUUUCAAAUAUACCUUGGAAAAACUUCAGAUUUGCCUGAAAGAAAUCAAGGUGAACGAGUAGUUUUAGACCUAGUGUCACAAUAUACUGGUAGAAAUGUAACAACCGAUAAUUUUUUUACGAGUCAUAAUUUGGCACAGGAAUUACUAAAGCGAAAAAUUACUUUAGUUGGCACUGUUCGAAAGAAUAAAAGAUUUUUACCGGUUCACUGCACAGUAAAAGAGUUACGAAAACUACCCAUCUAUACUAGCAAGUUUUUCUUUCAUGAAAAAGAGACAAUCGUACAAUAUGUGCCGAAGAGAUAUAAAAUAGUUACUUUACUGAGUACGUUGCAUCAUAACGGAAAAAUUUUAGAAGAACAUUCAAAAAAAAUACCGGAGGUAAUAAAAUAUUAUAACUUAUCUAAAGGUGGAGUUGACACCAUGGACCAAAUGGUCCGCACGUACUCAUGUAAACGUAAAACAAACCAUCCUUAG
Teleopsis dalmanni is the source of this 924-nucleotide messenger RNA. Its product is annotated as piggyBac transposable element-derived protein 4-like. The record is from RefSeq and is a predicted model, not a curated record. The transcript is spliced from 2 exons. NCBI's taxonomy places the organism in Eukaryota, Metazoa, Arthropoda, Insecta, Diptera, Diopsidae. The coding region runs from base 160 to 924 and encodes 254 amino acids.